Molecule: messenger RNA, 1737 nt
Organism: Dujonia railenensis
Lineage: Eukaryota; Fungi; Ascomycota; Pichiomycetes; Serinales; Debaryomycetaceae
Source: the annotation of a GenBank genome assembly
AUGUCUACGAACGCAAGUAGCACUUUGAAGCGUAAGAAUGAAGAAGUUGAUCUGUCCCAGGACGAUCAACUCAACAAAAGAGUUGCGUUGGACAGUGAGCAAGUUGAGUUGAGUGAGAAGCAAGAAGAAGACGCUCACACGGCUCCUGCAAUUUACGAUGGCCAUCAAACCCAAGAAGAAAAUGAAGUAGAAAAUGGCGAAGAGCAUAUUGAGAACGGCGAUGAUGUAGAAAAUGAAUCUGAAGAUGACCAAUAUGAAGCCAAGGGCUCCAUUGAUGGACCAGAAAGUGCUGCCGCCACUUCUAACGAUGCAGCCUACGAUGCUGAAACUGUCUUGGAGAACAUCACAGCUGCCGCUGCCGCCGCUGCUGCCGCUUCUGCUGCUGCUUCUGCCGGCUCAAACCAUAAUAUUGUCAACACUGCGGAUGUCUAUCAGGACUCAAAUGAAUCUAAGCCUAUUUCCAACCAUCGCGAGAAAGAAGGUGAUCCCACAUAUGUUAGUUUCAGAAUGUACUGUCCGGUCAAGGAAGCUUCUGCAAUUGUAGGUAAGAAGGGAGAAAAAAUCAAUCAUAUUAGAGACAAAGCAGGCGUCAGAAUCAAUGUCAGUGAAAAUUUAAAGAACGUGCCAGAGAGAAUCGUUCUGGUUAGAGGACCUGCUGAAAACGUUGCCAGAGCCUUUGGGUUAAUUGCAAGAACCAUCUUGGAAGAACCUGAAGACGAACCUGCCUCGAUGAUGAGUAAACCAUACGACUUAAAACUUUUGGUACCACACCCAAUGGUUGGAUAUAUUAUUGGUAGACAGGGAACGAAAUUUAGAGAAAUUGAAGAACAAUCGGCUGCUAAGUUGAAGGCCGCUGAACAGCCUCUUCCAUAUUCAACAGAUAGAAUUUUGUCUAUUACCGGAGUUGGAGAUGCUAUUCAUAUCGCUAUAUAUUACAUUUCACAGGUAUUCAUUGAACAUAAAGACUGCUUGAAGAAAAAUAAAGUAAUAUACUACAACCCUGCCAACUACCAACAUGGACAACAGCCCCAACAAUUUGGUGGUGUUGGCCAAAACCAGCCUUUACAACAACAGCAGCAACAGCAGCAACCUAUCCAGCAACAACAAUAUCACCACUCAGCUCCUGGUGGUGGCCCACAGGGAAUAGUACCAGGAGGUCAAAUGAACCACCAAUCUCCGUACAGUAACAACCCAAACUACUCACAAUUAAAUGCUAAUCCUGGAAAUCCAUAUCAACAGCAACAGCAACAACAUCAACAGAAUAAACAACCUUACAAUUUCCAAAUGAUGUUCCAGCCUGCGGUUCACCCGCAACAGUAUGGUGCACCAGUGCCAAACCCUGCCACUCAAAUGGGAGGUCCACCACCAGGAGCAGUUCCUCAAACCCAAUAUACAGAUGAACACGGUAACACGAUCAUUGGUGAUGUUAUAACAAAUCCACCGGUUCCAGCUGGAGGAAACCCAGAUAAGUUCAAUGAAGAUAUUUACGUUGCCAACGUUAACAUUGGUUCUGUAAUCGGAAAGGGGGGUAACAACAUUAAGCAGAUCCGUUUGAACAGUGGAUGUACAUAUGUUAAGAUUGAACCAGAUCAACGUCAAUCCAUUAUGCUUGGAGGAGGUAAGGGCUUAACUAGUAUUAGAAAAUUAACUUUGACUGGUUCCAUUCAAGCCAUUAACACUGCCAUUUACUUGAUCAACCAAAGAAUUGCAGUGGACAAGGAAAGGAAUUCUCACUAA